Molecule: messenger RNA, 1635 nt
Organism: Spodoptera littoralis (African cotton leafworm)
Lineage: Eukaryota; Metazoa; Arthropoda; Insecta; Lepidoptera; Noctuidae
Source: the annotation of a GenBank genome assembly
AUGGAUACACCCGGUGAAUACGAAGAGAAUGACUUUCCUAUCUGGCAAGAACCGCGGUGUGAACCCUUGGGAGCACCCAAGGAAACACUUUGUGAUGAAAACAAUCCAGAUCAGGCCCACGGAGACAGACUACAUGCCUUGGAAGAAGAACAGGAAAUCCUAUCGUCAUCUGUUUUCUCCUUGACUUCACAUCUCGCUCAGGUAGAGUUCCGUUUGCGACAAAUUUUGAAAGCCCCGCCGGACGAAAAAGAUGAAAUGCUGAAAGCUCUUGAAGAGUUUACUUCACGAGGAGUGCACGAUUCUCGGGCAGCCCCUCAAGGCAGCUCGGGAGAUGCUUCCUGCACCGAAUGUGUUGAGUUAGAACGGAAAAUAUCGCGACAACGUACGAAACAGGCACACUUUAUAGAUAGACUUAAAGUUCAACUAAAGGAAUUAGAACGAUUUGCGGCAAACCCGACUUCCACAAGUGACAGUAAACACAGAACAUUAAUUGAUCAUUUACGCACUGAAAUAGAUCAGAACCUUGAAGAGGGAUGUCAUCAACCACUCACUGCUGAAGAACUCAGGCACCAGAUAAACUGUGCCGUCCGACAGUAUGCAGACAGACAACUAUCGAAAGAUGAAAUCAUAAGUAAACUGCAAGCUCAUAUUGAAGAUAUGCAGAAAUUCAUCAAGCUAAUGAAAAAUGAGGAACUUAAAAACACCAAAGUAACAUCUGAAACAAAAAAUGUUGGUAAAUCUGAGAAAUUUGACAAAAACUUCAGCAAAAGUAAAAGUAAUGAUGAUUUGAGAGCAGAAACCAUAAACUUAAUGAGGAAAGCAUCUACUUUGAUUCAGAUCUUUACAGUUUCACAGUUUGGAUGCUCCCCAAAUACCAACAGGAGGCAUGAAGGCAAGUCCUCGACUAUUGUUACACAUUGGGGCAAUUUGCGUGCAAGACUGGAGAUGUCAGUGGAUGGUGUACUCCACUUAGUUUCCAGAGACCGACCAUCUCAUACCAUGGUGGAUAAUUAUGACAGUGAGUCUGAAGAAGGUGGUAUUGUUAUAAAUGAUGCUCCACUGACUACUGCAGUUCGCAGACACCUUGCUAUCAACUUGCGGGACCUCCUACACCAUGGACUGACUGGCCCUGAAUCAACCUCUCUUGUUCCUAUUAUUGGAUGUUUUCCUGUACGCAGAUCUUCUUCAUCCAGAGCUACACAUAUAUGGGAGGUGAUCCUUCGCUACUAUGACUUAAAUGAUGGUGAUAGAUUUAAUUCCACCCCAGCAAGGAAGUUAAGUCAAAGCUUUAACUUGGAUAUUGUAGGAGGAACGGCUAUAACUAAUAAACAAAGUCUGUUGAGUGCUAUAGGCAGCAUUGUGGCAUCCCAUACACCAUACAAAAGGAGUUAUGACGCUCAUUUCAAAGCUUUUGUUUGUGCAGCAUUGAAUGCUCAUAAGCUUGUUAUCUGGCUGAAUAUUAUUUUGAAAAGCAGAUCGUUGAUUGAUGCCUACUAUUCAUCAACCAGCUAUGUGGUAAACACUGGAUUCCAAGAUGCCCUACAAAGUUUAGAUCGCCUAACUCCAUACAAUUUUGAUCUGCCUGUUGACCUUGCUGUUAAGCAGUUUCAGAAUAUCAAAGAUGUAUUUAUGUAA